AGCUCGGCGACGACCACGACCCCGCAGCUUUUCUACAGCUGCAACAACGACGGGCGAUGGCUCCGAUGCCCCCCUCCUCAGUCCUCACCCGAUAGUCAAACCCACCCGAAAAGGCCGACCCAAUUUCCUCCUCCUUCCCAAAAUCGCCGAUCGAAUCCCCGACCGACCAUCGAUCGGAGCGGCGCGAAAGGAGCGAAAUUGAUCGCAGUUUCGGGCACCCAAUGGCCCAAACCUCCAGACCCACCAGCGUCCUCGAUUCCCUGGGCGAGGAGAUCGUCCGGAUCAUCACCCCCGUCUCGAUUUGCAUGUUCUUGGUGGUGAUCUUGGUCUCCGUGCUGGACUCUUCUUCUUCAUCGCCCACCUCGGUCUCCUCCAUGGCCACCAUCGCCUACUCCGAGGCCGACUCCGACUCCGACUGGGACAAGUUCGUGGGCGCGCUCUGGAACUCCCUCGCGUUCGUGGCCGUCGUGACGGCCGUGACCUUCGUGCUGGUGCUCUUGUUCUACCUGAGGUGCACCCGGUUCUUGAAGCUCUACAUGGGUUUCUCGGCUUUCGUCGUGUUGGGGUUCUUGGGAGGUGAAAUUUCUCUGUUCCUGAUUCAAGAUUUCAGCAUCCCGAUCGAUUGCGUCACGUUUUUCGUGGUCUUGUUCAAUUUUGCGGUCGUGGGUGUCUUGGCCGUGUUCGUGUCCAAGAUGGCGAUUUUCGUGACGCAGGGGUAUUUGGUAGUUAUUGGGAUGUUGGUUGCUUAUUGGUUUACCAUGCUGCCCGAAUGGACGACUUGGGUUCUGUUGGUUGCUAUGGCGCUGUAUGAUCUUGCUGCUGUUCUGUUGCCCAUGGGGCCGCUGAGGCUCCUGGUGGAGCUCGCGAUAUCGAGGGAUGAGGAUAUCCCUGCUCUGGUUUACGAGGCGAGGCCGGUGACUCAUGGCGAUUCAGGUCAUGAGGGUGGUGUAGUUCAGAGAAGAGUGUGGAGAGAGAGGCGUAAUUCUGCUCACGAUCCGACUGAGGUUCCUAAUGUAAAUUCGAUGGUUAAUCCUGCAUUGCAUGGAAAUUCAAACAAUGACCCAACCUCCUAUGCCAAUACCACGUCCGUUGCAAAUGGAAACACUAGCCCUGGUAGUUUAUCUGUUAAUAGUGUCCAUAAUGUCACAAAUUCAGUUGCAGCCCAAGAGAGGCUGUCACAAGACUCUGAAGAAAAAAGCCAGCUUUCUGCCCCACUGAUUGAUCAUAGAAUAAACGUUGGUUCUCAGGGGCAUGGAGACACCAUACCGAGUGAGAAUUUGGUGCUAGAGGGUAUGGGCCUUGGUUCUUCUGGUGCUAUAAAGCUCGGUCUAGGUGACUUCAUCUUCUACAGUGUUUUAGUGGGUAGAGCAGCAAUGUAUGAUUUCAUGACAGUGUAUGCCUGUUAUCUUGCCAUUAUAGCUGGACUAGGUAUUACAUUGAUGCUGCUGGCAUUUUAUCAGAAGGCACUCCCGGCUCUUCCAGUGUCAGUAUUGCUAGGGGUUGUGUUCUAUAUAUUGACCAGGCUCUUACUUGAAAUAUUUGUUGUACAAUUAGCCUCAAACCUCUUGAUGUUCUAGAAUUCAAUUUAUCCCCAAUUGUGUAUCAUUGGUACCAAAUUGGUUGACAAAAAUGUGUACUUUGUAAUGAUUACGUACUAAUGGGCAAUUAUAAUGCAUUCUAUUCUCAAA
This is a messenger RNA of Eucalyptus grandis, 1688 nucleotides long. RefSeq names its product presenilin-like protein At2g29900. Gene Ontology annotation, molecular function: aspartic endopeptidase activity, intramembrane cleaving. Gene Ontology annotation, biological process: protein processing. NCBI's taxonomy places the organism in Eukaryota, Viridiplantae, Streptophyta, Magnoliopsida, Myrtales, Myrtaceae. Bases 222 to 1577 code for a protein of 451 amino acids. The record is from RefSeq and is a predicted model, not a curated record. Gene Ontology annotation, cellular component: nucleus; membrane. The transcript has a single exon.